Molecule: messenger RNA, 795 nt
Organism: Oncorhynchus nerka (sockeye salmon)
Lineage: Eukaryota; Metazoa; Chordata; Actinopteri; Salmoniformes; Salmonidae
Product: T-cell acute lymphocytic leukemia protein 2-like
Exons: 1
Coding region: 9-347 (112 amino acids)
Biological process (GO): regulation of transcription by RNA polymerase II
Molecular function (GO): RNA polymerase II cis-regulatory region sequence-specific DNA binding; protein dimerization activity; DNA-binding transcription factor activity, RNA polymerase II-specific
Source: RefSeq, a predicted model, not a curated record
GCAGCACGAUGACCAAGAAGGUGUUCACCAACACACGGGAGCGCUGGCGGCAGCACAACGUCAACACUGCCUUCACUGAGCUCCGCAAGCUCAUCCCCACCCACCCGCCAGAGAAGAAGCUGAGCAAGAACGAGAUCCUGCGGCUGGCCAUGCGCUACAUCAACUUCCUGGUGCAGUUGCUGGAGAGCCAGAGUGGUCAGCCGGCCUCGCACUCCCCAACCGCCCUGCUCACCUUCCUCAGGGGCAACGUGGAACGUCUCCACUCCUCUUCCAGGACCUGGGGCCUGACCAGCGACACUGACGCCCCCUCCCCUGGAUCAAGCUGUGACAGUACCGAGGCCUGGUAGUGUGCCUGCUGCAGUUUCCUCUGAUGGGUGAUCAUCAUCUACCACUCCCUGGGGUAAAACUGUCUGUCACUAUACCCCCACCCAUAAACUCCAUUUUAGCUCUGCAACACUUGAGGGGGACAGUGUUGGUGGUGAUGGCAAGCAGAGGAUGUUUGUGUGGUGUUUGUGGGUGAUGCCGUCCCUGCUGAAAUAAAGAGAUGGAGAUGGAUGUAUUUAGCUACACUUGUAUGUUUGAAAUUAUGACGGGAUGAUGGGAGCCUUGUGAAAUGUAAUCUGUUAUCUGCAUGGAUGUACCGGUAGCUUGGAUGUAUUCCCAUCUUCAUGUCUGACAUGUAUGUUCAUCCUGUCAGUGGUGAAAGAUGUCUGCAUCAAAAAUGUUUCGUUUUGAAAUGAGAAAUAAGGAUGCAUUAAGGCCAUGAAGGACAAUUUAAAGGAUUAAGAAAUAGAA